Bolinopsis microptera is the source of this 1728-nucleotide messenger RNA. Its product is annotated as dolichol kinase-like. The transcript is spliced from 2 exons. The record is from RefSeq and is a predicted model, not a curated record. Gene Ontology annotation, cellular component: endoplasmic reticulum membrane. Gene Ontology annotation, molecular function: dolichol kinase activity. Gene Ontology annotation, biological process: dolichyl monophosphate biosynthetic process. Lineage: Eukaryota; Metazoa; Ctenophora; Tentaculata; Lobata; Bolinopsidae. The coding region runs from base 2 to 1447 and encodes 481 amino acids.
GAUGUUAUCUCAGAUAGUAGAGCUGAGUCUCUACUCUCUCCUAAUGGUUCUACAGGUCCCUACCUGCCAUCAUUUCAUCUACCUUAAAAACUUCACUCUUCUCGUUUCCAUGUUGCAGCCUACGUUCUCUGUUUGGUACCUCACCAAGUUUCACAUCGUCCGCUCCAAGCCGAAGCUUUAUGAGGACUUCAGGGUAAAGCGCCCGCCAUUGUCUGCCAUUAUUUUAACCCUUGUCGCUAACUCACUGCCUGAAGGCAAAGUGCCCCACGAGUUUCUAGUUUCAGGAGUUUUAGCGGUCAUGUUUGUUGGAGUGAGUAAAGAAUGUAACCGACACUUGGAGCACUCAUUGCACGUGCUAGCGACCAACAUAGCCCUCAUCUUGUUGAUAGGACCCAGUUGUGGUUUGCUUGUUUUUCUCUUUUUGCUCAUGUGCCUGAUAACUAUCGUACUAUUUGAAGUGAGGCGCUGUUUUAGUGUUAGCGAGUACGUGCUCGCUACUACCUACUUAUCCUACGCGGUUUACAAGGCCAUAUUUGAUAGCUCCUCGCUUUUUGUGCUCCUCUGUCUCGUUUCCAUUGCAGUUUAUCUUGUUCUGCCCCCUCAGCUGGACAGAGACACUAUCUUGAUCCUGAUAGCUCUCUUUGCUUGGAUUGCUGUGAUUUUCUCCAAGAACAUGGCGAGCCACUUCCUAAGAAUAGAGCACAUCCUCCAUGAUACCCUAGCUAAUUUGAACAAUCACAGGUAUCUAGUUGCUAAUUGGACAGUUUGUUCUGGGCUAGCUCUGCUGUUCACCCUAUUCCCCUUCCCUGGCCUGAACCUGCAUGUACAACGCAAAGUAUACCACGUGUUUGUGUGCAUCGUGUUUGUGAGUGGUAUUACAACCUGUCCUCAGCUGCUCUCCACCGCUUGUGCUGCUCUGACAUUUGUCAUGUUUUUCUGUGAAGUAGCGUACUGUAGAGGUGUUACUUUCCUCAGAGUGCAACUUCUAAAGUUCAAAGGGUCCCAGGAUGUGGAGCCCCUGGUUUUAACUCCUUUUUACUUACUUAUCGGACUCUCGAUACCUGUUUGGACUCGUUUUGGGACAUUUUCUGUCGAAAUGCUGACAACCCGGGCUUCUACCACAUUCCUACAAUCUGUUUUACCGUACACCGGAGUCAUGACCAUUGGGGUUGGAGACGCGUGUGCAGCUCUGAUAGGCACUGCAUUUGGGCGUGUCAAGUUGCCCGGCACUCACAAAACAGUGGAGGGUCUACUGGGGAACAUAGCCGGACAGGCUCUAUUCAUGGUGCUGAUAGGACCUUAUCUUAAGUGGGGUGCUAGGGGGGCUAACGACGCGCUCAUCCUCGGGAGUGUCAUGAUAUUGUCUAGUUUAUUGGAGGUUUACACUCAGGAUAUUGAUAAUCUCAUUAUUCCGAUAUACGCUGUGUUGUGUCUCGCUGUUCUGUGAGAGUUCUGUGAGAGUGAGGAGCUUGUCAAUGUAACUUUAAAUUUCGUGUUUUCUUCUUUUUUUCUUUAUCUUAUUAUUAAAUGGGGUUAAAGAUAAGUUAAUGUGUGUUUUGUGUGGAAAAUUCAAGUUUAAAUGAUAUUGCAUUCUUGUAGUUACCAUUUGGAUAGUAUAUCAGAUAGCUUAUGAUAUUUUAGUUUGAAACAAAUUCGCGGUUGUUAAUAGCUGCUUUUUUGAAAAUAGGGAUUCAUUAACUUAAUUAAAGUCCCAAAAGAUCCAUUUCU